Molecule: messenger RNA, 1675 nt
Organism: Fomitopsis serialis
Lineage: Eukaryota; Fungi; Basidiomycota; Agaricomycetes; Polyporales; Fomitopsidaceae
Product: NAD-dependent formate dehydrogenase
Exons: 8
Coding region: 462-1538 (358 amino acids)
Cellular component (GO): cytosol
Molecular function (GO): formate dehydrogenase (NAD+) activity; NAD binding; oxidoreductase activity, acting on the CH-OH group of donors, NAD or NADP as acceptor
Source: RefSeq, a predicted model, not a curated record
CGCGAUCCCGACCGACGCAGACCCGACGCACCCGAAGGAUCCCCAGCGGGUUCUGGGAGGACUGUUGUUGCACACACGCGUUCGUGGAUUGUCGGAGCGCAGGCCGGCUGAACAUCGUUGCUGUCCUUGCCUCGCCUCCAUCAGCAAGGGCAGGAGGAAGUCGGCGCGCGGGGCCCACGUGCUCCUGCCGGAUUGGGAGUGGCUGAGGGUGAGCUCCUGGCUGUCCUCCGAGCCCAGCGAACUGUCCAAGUGCGCCCGCCGGGCAGACACGAAGCCUUUCUGAGCCAUACUGACCCGUCAGCAGGCCUGGCACUGAUGACCGUUCUCUUGGCUAUACGCUCUCCCGCUCUCACCCUCUCCACCAUAUAUAGGGCACCUGACUGCACCGAGACUCCUCACACCUCCCGCCCUCUCACACACCAACAACACCAACCCUCACAACUCACCUAGGACUCUAAGCCAUGAAGGUUUUGGCCAUCUUGUACCGCGGCGGUUCGGCAGCCCAGGAAGAGCCCCGUCUGCUGGGUACCAUUGAGAACCAGCUCGGCAUUCGUCCAUGGCUCGAGUCCCUUGGCCACGAGCUGAUUGUAUCCGAUGAUAAGGAAGGCCCGAGCAGCGACUUCCAGAAGCACAUCGUCGACGCGGAGGUGCUGAUCACCACGCCCUUCCACCCAGGUUACCUCACCCGUGACCUUGUUGAGAAGGCCAAGAACCUGAAACUUUGCGUCACCGCUGGUGUUGGCUCCGACCACGUCGAUCUCAACGCAUGUGUCGAACGGGGCAUCCAGGUCCUCGAGGUCACUGGCUCCAACGUCGUCUCCGUCGCAGAGCACGUCGUCAUGAGCAUCCUCUUGCUCGUCCGCAACUUCGUCCCUGCGCACGAGAUGAUCGAGCGCGGUGACUGGAUGGUCUCUGAGGUCGCUCGCAACGCGUACGAUCUCGAGGGCAAGGUCGUCGGCACGAUUGGCUGUGGCCGCAUUGGCUACCGUGUGCUCCAACGUGUCACGCCCUUCAACUGCAAGGAGCUCCUCUACUUCGACUAUGCUGACCUCCCUGCCGAUGCCGCCAAGGCCAUCAACGCCCGCCGUGUUCUUGAUCUCAAGGAUAUGGUUUCUCAGUGCGACGUUGUCACUGUCAACUGCCCUCUGCACGAGGGUACGCGUGGCCUCGUCAACGCUGAGCUCCUGAAGCACUUCAAGAAGGGUGCGUGGAUCGUCAACACCGCUCGUGGUGCCAUCUGUGACAAGGACGCCAUCGCCGCUGCGCUCAAGUCCGGCCAGAUCAACGGCUAUGCUGGUGAUGUGUGGAAUGUCCAGCCCGCGCCGAAGGACCACCCAUGGAGGACGAUGAAGAACCCCAUCGGUGGCGGCAACGGCAUGGUGCCCCAUUACUCCGGCACGACGCUUGACGCCCAGGCGCGGUAUGCCGCCGGCACGAAGCAGAUCCUCGAGAACUACUUCAACGACAAGCCCCAAGAGCCCGCGAACAUCAUCGUUGGCAAGGGCAAGUUCGAGACGAAGGCGUACGGCCAGCGGUGAGCGGUGAGGGGGUUAAAUAUGCCUGCCUUGUUAUUUGCGCCAUCACCUCCUUUGUUGGGCCUUGGUAGUCGUGUUGUAUGUAAGAUACCUCUGUGUUUUGUAGCAUUGUAAAAUGAACGCAUGUCCUGCCACUCUCA